AUGCCUUAUCCCACAGAUGUUCACUCCCUUUGCCUCGAAUGCACUGUCAGAUCUCAGUCCAGACCUGGGCAGCCCUGGGGUCAAAUACAGGCCUUGGUGGAUACAACGCCUUUUUUCCAGUAUGACACUGACAACAGCACAGUCAAAUAUUUGGGUCCCGUGGGGGAGAAAGUAAAUGCCACCAAGGCAUUGACAGAAUUGACCCAAACUCUGGGAGAAGUGAUGCAAGAGCUGAGGAUGAUCCUGUCGGACACGCAACUGGAGAUAUGCACUGUCGGUCUUCCCACUCUGCAAGUCAAGGUGUUUUGUCAGCGUGAAGAAGAACGAUGUACUGGUGCAUCCUGGCAGUUGAGCAUCAGUGGCCAGACAGCCCUCCUCUUUGAUGCAAUGAACAUGAACUGGACAGUAAUGAACGCUGAAGCCAGACGGACCAAGGAGGAGUGGGAGGACAGGGGGCUGGCAGAGUAUUUCAGGAAGCUAUCAAUAGGAGACUGCAACCACUGGCUCAGGGAAUUCUUACAGCACUGGGAGACAAUGCCAAAGCAGACAGGUAACAGCAGGGAAACGUGA
Messenger RNA from Otolemur garnettii (small-eared galago), 570 nucleotides. RefSeq names its product retinoic acid early transcript 1E (gene RAET1E). The record is from RefSeq and is a predicted model, not a curated record. Gene Ontology annotation, cellular component: external side of plasma membrane. NCBI's taxonomy places the organism in Eukaryota, Metazoa, Chordata, Mammalia, Primates, Galagidae. Gene Ontology annotation, biological process: antigen processing and presentation of endogenous peptide antigen via MHC class Ib; positive regulation of T cell mediated cytotoxicity; immune response. The coding region runs from base 1 to 570 and encodes 189 amino acids. The transcript is spliced from 2 exons.